Mobula hypostoma (lesser devil ray) is the source of this 15668-nucleotide messenger RNA. Its product is annotated as kynurenine--oxoglutarate transaminase 3-like. The transcript is spliced from 15 exons. Lineage: Eukaryota; Metazoa; Chordata; Chondrichthyes; Myliobatiformes; Myliobatidae. Gene Ontology annotation, cellular component: cytoplasm; mitochondrion. Gene Ontology annotation, molecular function: pyridoxal phosphate binding; L-kynurenine:2-oxoglutarate transaminase activity. The record is from RefSeq and is a predicted model, not a curated record. The coding region runs from base 10077 to 11420 and encodes 447 amino acids. Gene Ontology annotation, biological process: biosynthetic process.
AAAAUGUGCACACAGUUAAAAUUUCAAAUGAUAUACAUUCUGAUAGUUUAAUACAUUUAAGACUACCAAAUAAAAUGAAUAAUCUUUAAUCUGGUUGGGUAUCAGAAUACUCUUAAAGGCAGGAAAUUCACCUAAAUAUGCACAAGAGUGUUAGUUGCUGGUCGAAUGAGUAUCAGCACGAAUUCCAGUAAUCAGCCUAUAUGAGAUUAAGUUAAUGCUGGAAAUCUUGAACUUUUAUUCCUUCUUUGACAAUCCUCUCUAUGAGGUUGGAAAAUGAGGCAACAAUAUUCCUACACAAUAGUGUGUACUGUGUAUUUUAUCCAGUGAAGGGCUGAACCUGGCAACAUCCUAAUUAACUUGGUUCCCCUGUAAACAGGAUAUUAAUGACUAUACCUAAUUUUACAUAAUCAAAAGUAUUGUUUAUGUCCUAUGAUUUAUUAAACUCUAGACAGCGCAACAGUAUGUUUUCAAUUUUUACAGUUUAAUCCAAGUUUCCCAUAUCCAUUUUUACAAACUUUUGAACCAUUGGCUUUUUUUUGAUCAUUUGAAGAGAAUGGUAAAUGCAGCGUGGUGCAUUAAAUUUCCAGAAAUGCUCUCUAAAACUAGACUAUGAGAAGUUAUUUUGUAGAUUACUAUAAGGGACUUGUAGUAAUUUAUAGACCAUUAAAUGUAAUAUAAUGGACUUAUAGACCAUUAUAUGUUAGAGGAAACAGUCAUCUUAAAAGUGGAAUGUGUGAACUGGGAAUAAGAAAGGUGUCAGACAACAAUGUAGUGAGGCUGUGAAGGCAUUUGUAGAUAAUAUUUAAAAUUUGAAGUAAAUGUGUUGGAUUACAAAAAGUCAGCAUAAUUAUAAAAAUGUUUGGGAAGGGUUUACACAUCAAAGCUGUGCUUGAUUUCAGAGGUUAUGACUGGAUCCAAGAGACAAUUAUACAAAGCAUAGUAAAAUUGACUGGAAUGGUUAUUCACUGAAAUGGGGUCAGUGGUGGAGUAUUUAGUUGGGGAAGGCAAUUACAUUCACAAAUAAUACAUCAAUAUACACUUUUUAAGACUUUGGAUAAAUUUGGAAGACCGGUAUUCUUAGUGUGCACCAUCACAUAAAGAGCUUUGUCCAUGAUUUCAAUAUUUUCACAAAAGUUAAAAUGACAAUAGCAUUGUUUUGCCUUUAGAAUUUACAGCUAGGUUAAUCUGUAAUUUGGGUGUCUCUACUCAAGGAGGUGUUAGGUGCCCAUUUCCUCCGCCAGCCUUCAGGCAAGGUAUAGCACCUGCUUAUCCCUCCGAUCAGGGUCACGUGAAGCCAUGGGAGUCAGUGGUGGAUGGUCAUAUGAGCAGCAGGUGCAUAUCACAAGUCCUGGUUAUGCAACCACUGAUGCCAGGCAGACAAUGUUUGAAAAGUAUUGAUAAAUGGUUGGGAUCGCAUAUCUUGUAAAGACACUGUCCAGAAGAAGGCAGUGGCAAACUACUUCUGAAGAAAAAUUUGCCAAGAACAAUCACGGUCAUCGAAAGACCACGAUCGCCUACGUCAUACAACACAGUACAUAACGAACAAACAAAUCUGUAAUGUUAGGACCACACUGUGUAAGCAACAGAAAAUUUGAAACAUUACAACAAUUCUUGAUAGGGACCUUAAUAUGAAACAUUGCCUGGUUCACAUUAAAUCUAAGAAACAGGACCGAGCACUUAUUACCAAUUAUGGUCUGAAAGCUUUGGGAGAACUUUGAAAUAAAAUGAUGGAGUUAAACAGCAUGUCUACCAAGAUAUGGAAAAUAAUAUGCAUUUGGUGGCCACUUUAUUAGUUAAAUCUGCUUGUUAAUGCAAAUAUCUAAUCAGCCUAUCAUGUGGCAGCAACUCAAUGCAUAAGUGGUCAAGAGGCUCAGACCAACAUCACAAGGGGGAAGAUGUGAUCUAAGUGACUUUGACUGCGAAAUGGUUGUUGAUGCCAGAUGAGUUGGUUUUAGUAUCUCAGGAACUGCUGAUCUCCUGGAAUUAUCAUGCACAACCAUCUCUAGAGUUUACAGAGAAUGGUGUGAAAAACAAUUUAAAAAAAGUGAGCAGCUAUUUCUGUGGGUGAAAACACCAUGUGAAUGAGGGAGGUCAGAAAGGAAUGGCCAGGCUGGUUCAAGCUAAUAGGAAGGUGACAAUGAACUCAUUUGCUAGGGGCAGCCUGCAAGUGUUGACAUGCUUUGGCACCAAUAUAGCAUCUCCACAACUUACUAACCCUAACUUAUAUGUCUUUGGAAUGUGGGAGGAAACCAGAGCAGCUGACGGAAACCCCUCUGGUCAUGGGAAGAAUGCAUAAACUCCUUACAGAGAGCAGUGGGAAUUGAACCCCGGUUGCUAUUGACUGGUGCUGUAAAGUGUGGCACUAACCACUGCUCCACUUGGCCUACUAUAUGCUAAGUAGCUAUGGGAGUUUGGGCUUUAAUAGAUGGUGGCUAGUGUAUCCACUGAGAUGAGGACAGAAGCCCAGAAAGGAAAGAGUCAGAGUUGGACAUUAUGAAGAUGACAACAGGAUGGAAAUUUCCAGAAAAAGUUAUUAAGUUUUCUAGCUCUGCAUGAAGUGUAGGAAGCAGACCAGUCAUUUGGAAGAUCCCACUCUCCCAUCUCACUAUCCACUACAUUGAUGGAUAAUGAUUUGGGAGAGUGGGAUCAAAACAAAAUCUGUUUCACAGAUCCCACAAAGAUAGGCAUAGCAUGGGUCCAUGCAAGUGACUAUAGCUCUAACUUUGAUCUGGUGAAAGUGAAUUGAGAUGAAUAAAUUGUUUAAUGUGAGGACAGAUUCAACCAGAAGAACGAGUACAGUGGUGGAGAGAAAUCCCUUAUGACUUCGUUCAAUGAAAAAUUGGAGAGCUUCUUUGUUCUGUUCACCUCCCUCCCACCUUUUUCUGCAACUUUAAACUUGUCUCAUACUGAUUUUUUCCAAUACUAAUAUGUCUAUUGAACUGAAAAAUCAAUUCCACUUAUGCUGCCCAACCUAUUGAGCAUCAUUGGCAUUUUUAACAAUUUAUUUCAGAUUGCCUACAUUUACUUUUGGAUUAAAAAAACAAAUGGGUACAUAGACAUUCAAAUGGUUCAUUUUGAUAUCAGAGAAUGCAUACAGUAUUCAACUUGAAAUUCAUACUCUUUGCAGAGGCAUCCAUGAAACAAGAACCCCCAUAGAAUGAAUCAUAGUAACAUAGAACCCCGAAGCCCCCUCUUCUCCCCUUACACGCACAAGCAGCAGCAUUGACCCUUUCCCUCGCCCCCACUUGCACCAACAGAAGCACUACCCCACCCUGCAAGCAAUAGCAGAAGCCCACAAAGAGACCUUGAUCUAGAGUCCAUCAAAAAACUGCAUUGUACCAGAGAAUAGCUACAUUGUUAUACUAUCAAAAAGAUUUGGCUGCAUGCCCCUAACAUGAUUUAGUAACAGUCAUUGGUUGAAGAAACAUGAACUCUGUUCUAAUCUGGAAACCAGCUACACUUCACUGAGGACCUUGAACUGCAAGUGCCUGGGAGUUACCAACCUACAGGGCAAUGGUAAUGUGCCAAAUCAAAUCUCACCUACACUUAAUAUGUGUUGGAACCUGGAGCUUUUGGUUGUCUGUCUCUCUACCACCCUCUAUGGGAUUGUAUUCUAAUGUAUCCCAAUUGGUUAAUCUCUACUAUCUCUGCACAUUCAGGAAUAAAAAAAAUUAAUUGAAUUUAAAAAGUCCACCAUUUUAAUUUUAAUUAGUGUUUCUGCUGGCACAGUUAGGAAUAAAAAUCAAGAUGAAUUUUAGAAAAUUACAUUAGUAACAUGCACUUUUCAGAAUAGGGUGGCAUGGUAGUGUAGUGGUUAGCAGAAUGCUUAACUGUACAAGCGACCCGGGUUCAAUUUUCGUUGCUAUAAGGAGUUUGUAUGUUCUCCCUGUGACCGCGUGGGUUUUCUCUGGAUGCUCUGGUUUCCUCCCAAAGACUACCAGUGGUAGGUUAAUUGGUCAUUGUAAGUUGUCUUGUAAUUAGGCUAGGAUUAAAUCAGGGGAUUGCUGGGUGGCAAGGCUUGAAGAGCCAGAAGGGCCAAUUCCGUGCUGUAUCUCAAUAAAUAAAAGUUGCCAUGUUAGAACUGAGAAAUUAUAGUAUUUUAAUACAAUAGCUAAAUAACUAUAAUAACUGAAGCAAGAGAGACACUACACCUUCAUAUCACCUAUGUACCAUUUUCAAGUGUUUAUCAAUUUCCUUCUCACUCAGCUGAUCAACUCUAUCACUCACUAAAGAAUAUCUAAAGAGCAGAGUCUGAUUGGAGUCAUGGUAUCCUGUAACAUGGAUCCCCACAAUGGUACCUUUUUUAUUUUUGAGAUUUCUAUUUUUAUUUUUAAUUCCCAUUCCCCUCGACCAUCAUUACUAUUAAAAAAAAAUGACUUUCUCCACAGUGCUCCUUACACUUAAGUACUAGAAUGCUUAUACAAUUCAACCUAGUACCAGUUCUCUUUUGGAUCUUGAUUACACCCAUCAAUCAAAAAUAUCUUGCUCCGGCAGUCAAUUGCAAGUCAGACUGGAGCAGACACUAAAAAAAAUGCUAAAAGGAUCAAACAGUAACAGAGAACAAAGUAAUGGCUUGAUUUAGUUGGCAGCACUCUGACAUCUAAUACAUAAUCUUCCAGUUCCAAUGCUGGAUUUAAUCAUAUGGAUAAAAAAAUGGAUGACAUUGAAAGGUUAACACAUACAAAAUGCUGGAGGAACUCAGCAGGUCAGGCAGCAUCUAUGGUAAGAGUUAAACACUCAACAUUUCAGGCUGAGACCCUUCAUCAGGACAAUUAAAGGUUCAUGGUACUGUAUCUUUAAGGGAGUUAUCCUUCAUUUGGCCAACAGUUCUCCCUUGAAAACAGAUUUGGUACAUUUGGAAACAAUAUGCAGCAUACUCAUUAAAUAUUUGAGGUAAAUGAAGAGUUUAUAUGCACUGCAGAUUAGAUGACAGAAACAUUUAGAGAAAGCCAAUUUACAUGCAACUUAAUAUAUUUAAUUUUACUUUGUAUAACUUGAAAUUAACAGAAAGAAAAGUAAUAUGAGGUGCUGAAUGGAAGGCUUAUUGUCUGUGCUUCCAAAGUUGGACCCCAUGGCUCAGGCAUUCACUCUUUUACUGUUUGUACAUUCUUGCUCUGCAAAAAUCAGCCUUGGAAUUUACCUCGUUUGAAUUAGAAAUUAAUACUAGUGUUUUAGCCUAAUAUGGUGCUAAAUAAAUGCAAGGUUUUAUAUAGAGUAUUCUAAUAUCUGUAAUAAUAAAAUAUUAAAUAUAGUCAAUAAAUUAUUCUCCCCCAUCUUUUUUGGAUAUCGACGGAUGGGAUGGAGAGAGGAGGAUAAACACUUUAAUCAUCUCAGUUGUUAACAGAGCAGCAGCAACAUGCAGUAAUACAUAUCAAACACCAAGGUAAAAGAUGAGUUUACAUAUAAAGCGACAGUCAUGGUGUUAUAUGAUUUUCAGUGAAGAUCACAUUAACUGACAAUUAUUUUAUGUAGUAAUUUACAACAUUAAAUACUUUGAGACCUAGGUUUUCAUAUAGUUGACAUGGAGGACUUACAUGUUCUGAUCCUGCAUAUGUUAUAAGAUAGUGACUUGUUCACUGUACUUCAGUAGCAACAGAUAAAUGGACAAUAAAGCUGCACAAAAGACGUGAUAAAGCAGAAAUUUCUUUGUAAUUAAUAAUUGUAAUUUUGUGACCAAAGAUAAAAACAUUUUAAAAAUCUCAAGGACAAUUUUUUUUUAUUGUGAUUUUGCUUGGGAACCAUUCUGGUUAGUGUAAGAUUUGUUUUUCCUUUCACUAUCCCUUUAAGUUCAGUUUUUGUGCACAAUUUUCCUUAUGGAGCACUGUCCCAAUAUGACUUUUUCCAUGUAAAUUUGUACAACAUCAUUUUGUUUUCGUACCAACAGAAGUGAUUAGACAAUUCUGACUUUUGAAUAUUUGAUUGCUAACAAAAUUGUCAUUAGAGAAACCUAAGGCUCUUAGAAUCUGAGACAGAAGGUGAAGGAAGAAGAGCACCAUUAAGGCAUGUGUAAGUAAUCACUUUAGUAUUUGAAAAAAAAUCUGUGGUGCAAAUAAAAACACACUAAUUACAACAAUUUAGAAUAUGAAUAAGUUUGCAAUUUAUUCCUAACAAUUUAUUUAGAUAAAAAUGCCAGAUUUUACUAUUCUGACAGGAGGUAAAUUUAAAAAGAUAGAUUUAUUAUUGAGAUAUCUCAUGAUAUCCCACUGAGAUGCUGCAGCUUUAAAAUACAGCAGUUAAGACAAAUUAACAUUUCUGGUUACAUUUUAAAGAGAAACAAAAUGAAAUGUAGUUUUCAACAAAGACUGUGAAUAAAGCUUAUUUCACAGCAUUGGAUAAUACUUUCUACUGCUUUGAUUAAAUGUGUAAGCAAACCAAUGGAAUUAUAGUCACUUAGACAUUUAAUAAUUCAAACAGUCAAAAUAAUGAACCUGAGAAAAGUGUUGCUACUAGAUUGAGACAUAUUUACCCUUGAGGGUACAGAAGUGAAGACUGAACAUCAAAUACAAUUUUAAAAAAUGAAAUUUUACACAGCAUCCAACUUGUGCGUGAGGCCAGUUCCAUUAAAAGCUUACUGCAAUAACUACUUUGACUUUGUUGAGUAAAUGAUCAUUCCAACACAAACAGUUCUUUGAAUAUUAACAGAUUAGAAGCUUACCACAUCCAUUUUCUUGGGUGAAUGUAAGACAGGGACAAAAAUGGCUUUGAACAAUGCCCCUUUUCCCCUAUGUUAAAUUAGUGAUGGGGGCCAGGACAUUUCAUGUCUCUAAUAUCACUUUCGAGAUCUCCCGUAUCAGGCAUGUCUUAUUGCAUAAUGUAACAUUUGGUCCAACUCCAACCACGCACAGUAGAACACCAUCACCAUGACAGUUUCCCAGCCCAUAUUUCUCUUUGUGAUACUGCCAAAUGGUACCCAACUAAAAGUGGUUUGGUGUACCAUGAGUGUAACACCACACAAAAAUAGCCAAAGUGCGAAUAUAUUGUAGCCCUUUUUAUUUCAUUCGUCUGGACUGGACUUGGGUAUCAAUAUUAACAAGACUGCAUGGACUCUUUCCAUAUCUGCCCCAACACCCAUGAACUCUGCUACACUCACUCACCACAUGACAUUUGAAAUUCUGUGCGCAAUCAAUGGUUGAAGUGCCAACCAGCAUUUUAAGCAUGAUAGACUGGCAAAUAAAAGCAACUGUCUGUAAUAGAAUCAUCAGAAAAUACUGAAAGCAAUCAAAAGUGAGAAUGAGAUCUAUGGGACUCUACCCAAACUGUUAAACUAUCUUUCUCUCAGGGGCCAACUGCUUUAAUACAUAUUCUUUGUUCCCCACAUACUGCUUGCUUCCACUCUCAUCUCACUACCAGUUGCUGUUGUUUCAUUACUGCCUAACCAAUCUUUCUCACCUUUAUUUUUCCAUUUAUUGUGGGAUGUUGGUGUCAUAUGAAUAGCAAGAGAAAAGAGGAAAAUAAAACAUUAAGCACCAGUCAGAUGCUAAAGCACAAGAUAUACAGAGCAGUUAGUUCCACACACUUAAAACACAGAGGAUGUCUUAGGAGAUGAGUGGUAAAGAAGUUACAGUUUUAGCCUUGGGUUAAGCAAUGAAACUGGGAAUAAAUUAGGCAUUAGGAGCAACACUCACUGACAACAGUGCAGCAUGCAAGUUCAUUACCAACAGACCAAGUCGAAAAGGAUAAUUAACUAAAGUACAAAUAUUGAAGGUAUAGUAUACAGUAGUGAAGGAUAUAUUUAAAAACAUUAAAAUAUUUAAUCCACAAUAUUUUAAGUGAUUUUCCCCAUUCUCUCCAUGUGGAAUUUGGAAAGUUUUUAAUAAGCUCCCAUAUGGCAGCCUGAUCAAACACAAAAACUUAGAGGAGCAACAAACAGAAAGCAGUGAAUUGAAUCCAAAAUUACCAGAAUGCAAGAGCAAUGACUGAUGUGUAUUUCUGUGAGUGAAGGCUGUUACCCAUGAAAUUUCACUUGGCCCCUUGCCUUCUGUAAUAUAUAUUAAUAGUUCAAAUUUAACUGCAGGGGAAAAGACAGCGUCUACGGAUGAUACAAAAAUAGGCCAUGUUGUUGAAUAUGGAUAGCCUUAAAGAGUGCAGAAAGAUAUAGUUGGUCUGUCAGUUGUGCGGAAAAUUAGCAAUUUUUAUCUAGGGGAAUGUGAGCUAAUGCAUUUGCAGACAAUGGGAAGGUAUUGGGACUGUGGAGAAACAAAGUCACUGAUCAAAAGAUAGGAGGACAGGUCAAUAAUAUGUUUUAAAAAGGUUUACUGGAUGUUUUCUCUUAUUAGCUGAGACCACAGGAACCCCUGGUUUAGCAGAACUACAUAUAACACUAUUUAAACCACAUCUUGUGUAGUACAUAUAGUUCUGGUCACCACGUUGGAGGAAAGACUUGCUGGAGAAAGUGCAGAGAAAGUUUGAGGAUGUUGCCAGAACUGUAAAAUUUGAGCUGUGAUGAAUGCUUAUAUAAUGGAAGCAGCUGAGGUAUAUGAAAAUCUGUGAGACUUCAGUAACUAGGAAGGACCCAUUUCCCAUGGCAUAGGGGUUAAAAUGGGAAGCAAUAACGUCAAAGUAGGAAAGACACAGGAUUUUCUUUUCACCAAGCUAUUAGAGGGAGACCUGGAACUUUCUGUGUGGAAGUGUGAUUGAGGCUGAAAACCUCAUCACAUUCAAAAAGCACUUGCACAUUUGUUCAAUGAGCUGUGACAUAGUGCUGGAAGAUAGGAUUGCAGCCUUUUUGCUGGUAAAAAUACAAUGGGUAAACUGGUCUUUUGUGACUUAAGUGUCCAAUGAUCUGAAGUGCUGGUUAGAAAGUUCUGGGCAUCAUAACCAAAUACCAAUCUUCACCAAUAAUAGGUUACUUAACCAAGGCCCGUAAAUUUCCAACUAGACUUCAAACAAGAGGAAGAUUUCUAAACCCUUUAACUGAUUUUCUACGUUUCUUGCCAAAAACACUAAUUCAUUUAACCCAACACCAACCUGGAAGCAUGUGAUACCAUAUACUGCAUUUAACUCUCUGAGUUAAAUGUCAAUUGAGUUAUGGUAACUUCUCCCCCCAAACCAAGUAGAGAAACAUUUCUCACGUUAUCUUCAAUCCUACAAGUCGAAUUAUCUUUAAUAUUGUAUCUGUCAUGGGAAAUAGUUUUUCAUCAGAUUAGGAUCUUUUAUUUUGAAUGAAAGAUGUGACUUGAAAACUAUAAUAAACCGAAACGUUAACUCUCCAGUUUUUUUUAAAACCAUCUUAAUAAAAAAAACUAUACAAAUGGUACCCAAAACUCAAUCCUCAAUCUUCUCAUAAUAAUGCCUAGCUCUGAAAAACGUGUGCAUGUGAAACAUUCCCCUUCUCUUCUAAAUGUUUUGACAGGAAAUUAGUGUCGUGUUUUCAAUCAGACUGAAAGAUAAUGGCAGAAAGUUAAUGAAAACCUGGAGCUCAGUUCAAUCAGCUUGAUGUGAAGAAAACAUUUUUUUAAUAAAAUGACCAAGGGACUUAAAAAAAAUCACCAACUAUUUCAUGCAGAGGUUGUACUGCCUGCUCAGGCAUAUAACAGCACUGGCCCCUAAUACAGUAAUAGUUAAUAAAUAACAAAGACAUUGGCAAUAUCAGUCCCUUGAUACGUCAUGGCUAUAAACGUAUUAGCUUUCUUGUGAUUCAUUAAAGCAGAAGUAUUAAUUAAGAUAGUUAAUCCAGCUAUUUAAGUGUUCUCUCUUAAUUACUGGCAGCUUUCUAUUCCUUCUAUCGCUCUGAUCCCUCUGGACAGCACCAGGUCUGCCGAACAGGUAAUUGGACUCAUUUCCACUAGGCAAAACCAGAGCAGCGAACCUGCUCAUCAUUCCGGCUGCUGCAGGCUGCAAAUUCAGCUGAAAACUUGGCAAGGUGGUCUAUGGCUGUGUGAAGAGCCAUGGAGAUUGCGUCUGGCGUUGACUUAUUGUGGCGAUAGGUAAACUGCAAUGGGUCCAGGUCCUUGCUGAGGCAGUCUCGUCAUGACCAACUUCUCAAAGCAUUUCAUCACUGUCGAUAUGAUGAUCAGAAGGCUCCAAGAAUUGUAGGAGUAUCUUUCUGGUUCCUAUUUACCCGGAAGAUAGGAGAAAUGCUUAGAGGACUGGCACAAUUGAUCAAAAGAAAUAACCCUUUGAUCAACAACAUUUUAAAUAACCAGAAGGUAACAAUGUCUUUUCAGAAACAUUCGCGGAGAAUUGAAGGAUUAGACAAGAAUGUUUGGGUAGAAUUUACUCAGCUUGCUGCUGAAUAUGCUGUUGUCAACCUGGGACAAGGAUUUCCUGACUUUUCGCCUCCAAAUUUUGUAAAAGAAGCUUACACAAGGGCCAUAAAUGGUGACCUGAACCAAUAUACCAGGGCUUUUGGUCACCCACCACUGGUGAAGAUACUGGCGAAGUUCUUUGGGAAAUUAAUGAAUCGAGACAUUGAUCCAUUUAAUGAAAUCCUAGUGACAGUUGGGGCAUAUGAGGCCCUAUUCUGUUUCUUCCAGGCUGUAAUUGAUGAUGGAGAUGAAGUGAUUAUUAUUGAACCUUACUUUGACUGUUAUGAACCCAUGGUUCGAAUGGCAGGUGGAAAGCCAGUGUUUAUUUCGUUACGCCCGAAACCAGCAUCUGGAAGGUUAAUGACUAGUGCUGACUGGAUUUUGGAUCCUGUUGAAUUAGCAAAUAAAUUCAACAAAGGUACAAAAGCCAUUGUCAUCAAUACUCCAAACAACCCUCUUGGCAAGGUUUUUAACCGCGAAGAAUUGCAAGUGAUUGCAAAUCUCUGUAUAGAACACAAUGUCUUGUGUAUUAGUGAUGAGGUAUAUGAGUGGCUGGUGUACGAUGGUAAUGAGCACGUGCGAAUUGCCAGCUUGCCUGGGAUGUGGGAACGAACCAUCACUGUUGGGAGUGCAGGAAAAUCUUUCAGUGCUACAGGAUGGAAGAUUGGAUGGGCAUUUGGACACAAAUGCAUCAUCAAACAUUUGCAGACUGUCCAUCAGAACACCACCUACCACUGUUCUACUGGAGCACAGCAAGCAGUGGCAGAGGGGUUUGAGAGGGAAUUUGAACAUCUGGGUACACCAGAAAGUUAUUUCAUCUGCUUGCGCAAGGAGCUGCAAGUUAAGCGUGAUCGUCUUGCUGCCUGUCUUGCCUCUGUGGGAUUGAAACCAGUUAUAUCUGAGGGUGGUUACUACUUGGCUGCAGACAUUUCAGAGAUCGAUGUUGACCUGCCAGAAUCCACUGAAACGAAUGAACCAUAUGAUUAUAGGUUUGUGAGGUGGCUCAUGAUCAAUAAGGGUUUGGCCACGAUUCCAAUGUCUGCCUUCUACUCUUCUGAAAGCAAAAAUAACAAUAAGAAUUUCAUACGAUUUUGUUUUGUUAAGGAGAACACAACACUCAGCAAGGCAGAAGAAAUUCUAAAAGAGUGGAGAAGGACACUGAAAGUUCAGUGAUUAUCCCAUAGAGCUUAAUUAUUACUUUGUUUCAGAGAUACUUAUCUUUAGGUUAAUUAUACUGGAAGAUGUUCAGUCCACAUACUAGUCAUAUAUUUAGAUUAAAUAACAAAUCUAGAUGCUGUAUAAAAUAGCUGUAUUUAUCAAUAAUUUUCAAAUGCUGAUGAGCAAUGAGCAAAAUAACAUAAGAAAUAGUUCACCUUGUGCCACAGUGAGGCCACCCUCAGUGAGGAGCAGCAACACCUAGGUAGCCUCCAACCUGAUGGCAUGAAUAUUGAUGAUUCUUCCCAGUUAAAAAAAAUACCCUCCUCCUUCCCCUCUUCUGCUAUUCCCCACUCUGGUUUUUUACCUUUUCUCACCUGCCUAUCACCUCUCCCUGGGUCUCCUCCUCCUUUCACUUGUGAUCCACCAUCCUCUCCUGUCAGAUUCCUUCCUCUUUCCUACCCAUCUGGCUUCACCUAUCACCUUCUAGCUAUCCUCCUUCCCCCUCCCUCACUUUUUUAUUAUGCUGUCUUCCCCCUUCCUUUCCAGCCUUGAAGAAGCGUCUCUGCCCAAAAUGCUGUUUAUUCAUUUCCACAGAUGGUACUGACCUGCUGAGUUCCUCCAGCAUUUUGUGUCUGUUGCUUUGGAUUUCCAGCACCUGCAGACUUCUUAUGUUUAUAAGAACUAUAAGUAGUAUUGGGCCAUGUGCCCCACAAGCCUGUUCCUCCAUUUAUUUAAUCUCUGGCUAAUAUUGUGGUCUUUUACAUUCUCUGGCAGAUCUCCAUAUCACAUAAUUGCCUUAGUUUCCAAAUAAAAUUAUCCUGACCUUGCUCAUCUCAACUGUCUGACCAACGACCAUAUAAGAGAUAAAAGUUCCUCUUCAGCCAUUAAUAUUCGUAUCUCUCCUUGCACACUUCCUUCCUCCCCCCCCCCCACUUCCCUCAAAUAACCCAUGUGUCCUAAUGUUGGACACCCUAACUAGAGGAAGCAGCUCCUUGGCAUCUGCCCAUCUCAAUGAGAUGACCUCUGAUUCCCUCCCAACUCAGUGAAUAUAAACUAGUCAUACUUUUUGUUCCCAACACAGGAAUCAGUCUACUCUCCACUUACUUCAAGGCAAGUGCGCCCAUAUAGAUAAAAACCAAGACUGCACAGUACUGCAAAUAAAGUCUUGCAUAAUCUCAAAGAUUUUUUUAUUUUUGUAGUCUAACGACCUUGCAAAAAUGCCAACAUACUGUUUAUCUAUAUUAAAAAAACAGAAAAUACUGGAAGCACUCUGCAGAUAAGACAACAUCUGUGGGAAGAGAAGUAGAGUUAAUGUUAGAGGAAAAAGAAAACUUCAGAACGUUUUCAUUUUCUAGUUGUUCAUUGUAACUGCUUGUUUACUUUAUAAUUCAUGAAUUGCCUCCCCAAGAUUCCCCUGCCCAUCAACAUUUACUAACUUCAUAAAAUAAAAUUUCUGUUCUUUGUCUAAAUGAAUCACAGACUUUAACCAACUUUGCUUUAUCUGCAAUUUCUUGCCCAUCUGUUUAACUUCCUUUUAUACCUCUUCAGACUUUUUGUGCCAUUUUUGAAGUUUCUUUUUAUCCUCUAAGAGUGUGUCAUCAGGAAACUUUGGAUACAUCUAAUUAAUUAACAUUAAUUUUAAAUAUCUGAGUGCCACUAAUAACCCAACAGCUUGAUAGCUUUAUUUCUCCUCAGACUAUUACUGAAUCCUCUGUCUAAUAAUCCAGCACCAGAAACCCUAUUUUCUCUAACAUCCUUUUGAGUACUGAUGCAAGUUUUCAGUCCGAAAUGUCAACAUCUCCCCCACAUCCAAAAGAUUCUGUUUAAUCCACUGCAUUCCUCCAGCAGUUUGUUGAUCCUUCUGAGUAACCACUUUUUGAAAACACAGGUAAUUUAGAUAGUUUUGCCUUAGUUACUUUAUUCCCAAUUUAAUGUCUCGUCAUUAUUUCUGUAGAACACACAUUUUUUUGCUGCCCUCCUUUUACAUUGCAGCUGAAAUUCAUAGUUGUUUACAUUCUGGAGUUCUUGUUUGUGAAUUCUCUUUUGACUGUGUAAUGCCCUGGUUCACAUCUUUACUGUUAUGCUGAAAGCAUUUCAUUUAGCAGCUCUGUAAGAACUGCUGUUCUCUUUCAGCCUGUUCGGGUUAUUGUUGAAGAUAAGGUAUGAUGUGGAGUGUGUGCCAUCCAAUUAGCGGGAGGUUUUCUUGGUGAGGGACAAUAAGGUUGGGCUUGGGGUUUUGUUUUGUUAGAGAGGAGGUAAAGCAAGACGACAUUGGGGAGAACUGGUCGUAGCAUACGAUCCAGUGGGAGACCCGUUUGUUCGAGAUGGAUUGCAAGCGAUGUUCAGCAGGUGGUGCCAAGGGACCAGCGCGCGAGUGACAGAGAAGUUCAAGGUGGGCUCCAACUUGUGCACAUUUGAUUGUUUAAUUAGAAUGGGCCCUUUUCUUUUUGUUAUUCUUUACUAAUCCUUCAGUUAAGAUUCAGAAAUAUGAUUCUUUUAAUUGUAUGCAGUGUACUGUCUGUUAUUUCUUGGCAUUAAUUUGUUACAGGGUAGCAAAUGACAGCAUCCACACAAACUGAGUUUUGGGGUGGGAUCAAGCGUGCUUCAGUCUCAUGAGUUUGACAGGGUAGGAGAUUGUCUUCCCUAGACUAAUGCAGCCAAGGAAAGCGUUUUUUUUCCGACUGAAAUUAAUGUUGUUGUCAAUGCUAAUUGCGAUCUUCCAAUAAGAUAAUCUCUGAUAGUUUUGGAAACCAGUUAAUUAUGAUAUAAACAUUUAUUUAUUUCUCUCAGUCUGCAUAAUCAAAUACUGUAAUGUCCUAAUGUCGGAAGAUUAAUAUGUAUAAAAAUCUUUCAUGAUGUAGUGUAAUUACACAUGCUUUCAAAAAAUGCAUGGUGCAUUCAAAAAAAUAAAUUAUAUCUGAUUGGCAGACAUUUAUUCUCAUGAUAUUUCAUUACUGAUAGUAAGGCAGAAUGCUUGUGGUUAGUAGUGAGACCAUGCAGAGAUCUACAUAAAGUAGAGAAGUACUUGGAGAAAAUGGUUUUAUCUCUAUGUACUAUAACCAUUCAGAAGGGUUCAAAAUAUCAAUUUUAACCAUGUCUCCUGAUGCUACAACACUUAUCAUCUUUAAUCCGUUCUACGCUUUGAUCCUUCUACAAUUUAAACAUGUACAAAAAAGGUGUUUUUUGUAUUUAUUUGCCGUUUGUUCAUUAGUAUUUGCUCAUUUCUAUUUUCAGUUUCCUUCUGUAUGGUCUUCAGAAAGUGUCAAAUCUGUAUUUCAAUGUGUCAACUUUGAAAGUCUCCCAUUAUUCUUUUAAUAAUUAAACCCAGAUGAACAGGGCUGAUUUUUUUUAAACUUAAAUUAUUCCUUCUAGAACUGUCUAUUGAAGAGAACUAACAAACAAGUAGAGAAACAUACAGUAAAUAAGCAUCUAAUUCAACAUGGAGUAUGUUUUUGUCCACUUCCAGCCAAACAUUAUUAUCAUUUGAAACAUUCCAAUUACAUACCUAAGGAACCAAGUGAUUGUAAUUAUUGUGCUCAAUACUAACCUCCUAAAAUGGGCACUGCGUUCUGUCACAUCAAGAAAAGUCCAGAUGAACAGAGAAAAUUAUUGAAGGAUGUAGUCAAAACACUCCUUAAAACUAUUGCCCUUGACAAUUCAAAAGGGAAAGAACAUAUGGGAUUACACAGAAGCCCUGAAUAAACAUAGACAAAGUGCACCAGCUCCUGAACUAUCCAGCUGCCUACCCCUUUGGGCAUGUCACACUGAUGUCAUUGGCCACCUCAAAACAGAGUGGAAUGGAAGUAAAUCAUCCUUAAUCCUCAGAGAUUAACUAAAUACAUAUUGAUGCAACAAUUCCUCUUCAGCACAUUUCAGAACUUUCCCAGUUUACGUAAGAUAAUUGAAACCCCUGCCACCCCCAUUAUCACUACUGGUUCUGUUUUUCAGAUCACUCUGCAGAUUGGAUCCUUCCUUAAUUUACAAAUUUGUCUCUUUAUCUCCUUUCCAUCAGUUGGGACAGUAUAUAGUAACAACUCUCUUUUCCUUCAACUUAGUGUAAGUCUUUGAACUCAAAUGCACAUCAACCAUUUCUGGGACAAGUGCAAUAUAUUUCAACAUGCUUUCAUCUUUUUUUAUAUUUUUGGUUCUCCACUUGCUGUUUAUACCACUGCAUCAUAAUAAUGUAGCAUCUUUGAAGCUCAAGCAAUGUUGCUUCCUGUAAUUCAUGUAUUUCUAUGCAUUCUAAUCCACCUAAGUUAAAAU